UAUUAGAGCCAGAUGAACAGCUAAGCACCUUACAGCUUCUCAUUUAUCUUCUACCUCCUUGUAACUGCGAUACCCUACACCGACUGCUGCAGUUCCUCUCCACAGUGGCUGGCCAUGCAGAAGACACCACAGACAAAGAUGGCCAAGAGAUUACUGGGAACAAAAUGACAUCACUUAACCUGGCAACCAUCUUUGGCCCUAACUUAUUGCACAAGCAGAAAUCUACAGACAAAGAAUUCUCAGUUCAGAGCUCAGCUCGAGCUGAAGAGAGUACUGCGAUCAUAGCUGUCGUACAAAAGAUGAUUGAAAACUAUGAAGCCCUUUUCAUGGUUUCCCCUGACCUACAGAAUGAAGUGCUUAUUAGCUUAUUAGAGACUGACCCAGAUGUUGUGGACUAUUUGUUGAGGAGGAAAGCUUCCCAGUCAUCGAGCCCUGAGAUGCUGCGGUCAGAAGGUUCCUUCUCCACAGGAGGAAGACAUUCUUCCACAGACUCUAACAAAGCUUCAAGUGGGGAUGUCUCUCCUUACGACAACAACUCCCCAGUGCUGUCUGAGCGCUCGCUGGUGGCAAUGCAAGAAGAAGUUGUUCGCAGCCCAGAUAAGCUAUACAAGGUACCUGAGCAGUACACACUGGUUGGACACUUGCAGCCUAAGACAAAGGAGAAUUCUUCUGCAUCACAGGCUGGAAAAGAUGUCUCUGAAGAUCAUUUUGAUAUCUGGGGUACUUGGCAUUCAACGCUGAAAAGUGGUUGCAAAGAUCCAGCAAUGACAGGUUCUUACGGGAACAUUUACGAAAGCAGCUUGCUGCGACCCGGACAGUGCUCUCUCUCCCAGGGGAACCUUGCCAUGUAUUCUCCUCGGUGGCAGAGCAGCUCCUCCGAGCUGGACACCGGCAGACACGUCAUGCGAAGGAGCCAGACGACUGCUGCCAUCCCUGAGUGUCAGCUCCAUCCCAUGAUGUCUCGGGUGUGCAGUAACCCACAAAUCGAAGUCGGCAGUAGGAGUUCAGACCUGUCGCACUCCAGGUCGGAGCAGCACUUGACUUUAAGCAGUGUAGAGGACCUCAGCGAGCGUGACUCGCACACGGGUUGUUUGCAAAGCACAGCCAAGCCCUCCUACGGGAAAGAGCGGCCGCCACCCCCCUACCCAGGCACAGCAAAAACAAGCUCUGCGGCGUCACAGCGAUCGAGUGUUUCUUCAACGUUGCACUCUUUCUGGAGACUUCAGCGCCCAGAAAAAAGUUCAGGGCUGAGAGCAGCUGGAGGGCCAACAGCCAGAGCCCCUGAGCAGGCCACCUCCAGGCAGGAGCGACCGGCCCCGCACACCCAGGCGGGUCACGUCUGUUCCACAGCACCUCACAGUCAGAACAGUAAAAGUGUUUCAGAGGCAGACUGGAAUGAGUGGCAAAGGGAGAGGUGGCAAAUCUGGGAGCUGUUAUCAGCUGAUAACCCUGAUGCCCUCCCAGAAACCCUUGUAUGA
Molecule: messenger RNA, 1478 nt
Organism: Acanthisitta chloris (rifleman)
Lineage: Eukaryota; Metazoa; Chordata; Aves; Passeriformes; Acanthisittidae
Gene: ARHGAP6
Product: Rho GTPase activating protein 6
Exons: 6
Biological process (GO): signal transduction
Source: RefSeq, a predicted model, not a curated record